Messenger RNA from Melopsittacus undulatus (budgerigar), 4563 nucleotides. RefSeq names its product SEC22 homolog C, vesicle trafficking protein (gene SEC22C). Gene Ontology annotation, biological process: endoplasmic reticulum to Golgi vesicle-mediated transport. The record is from RefSeq and is a predicted model, not a curated record. Bases 190 to 1104 code for a protein of 304 amino acids. The transcript has 8 exons. NCBI's taxonomy places the organism in Eukaryota, Metazoa, Chordata, Aves, Psittaciformes, Psittaculidae. Gene Ontology annotation, cellular component: membrane.
GUGGUGCUGCCGCUGGCGUUGUGCGGAGGGAAAGGCCCGGGGCCGCGGCGAGCAGCGGGGGAAGAGAUUAUGUGAGCUGCUGCAUUAGCCUUCUAACGUCUGGCACGGAUACUCCUGGUAUGUCUGAAGGGCAGAUCUCUUGUAUGUUCUGAAUGUACCAGGUUGUCCUCAUGAGUACUCCUGUGGAGAAUGUCUAUGAUCUUUUUUGCCUGUGUGGUGCGGGUGAGGGAUGGACUUCCGCUCUCAGCCUCCACAGAUUUUCAUUUCAACCAGGACUUUCUGGAAUGCAGAAAGAGAUUGAAGGCGUUAUCCUCAAUUCUGGCACAGUAUCCGAGUCGAGGCACAGUAAAAGGACGUGACUUGAACAUACAUUUCUGUUCUUCUGGGGAUGUUGCCUGCAUGGCAAUCUGUUCCAGCACUUACUCAACCAUCAUGGCGUUUUGCUUCCUGGAGGAGCUUCAGUGGGAAUUUGCUGCUUCCUAUGAUAUAACAAGCAUUGGUUUAGCUUCCAGACCAUAUGCUUUUCUUGAAUUUGAUAACAUUAUUCAGAAAGUGAAAUGCCAUUUUAACGGUGCAAAGCGCUCUCAAAUGAAGGACAACUGGCAGAAGAUUGAGGAGGAGCUGAAGUUCCAGCCCCCAGUUCAACUGAAACUAGAGGAUAUGGAGCUGAUGAAUGGGAUGGCAAAUGGUGGGCAUGCAGGUGUUCAUGUGGAGGUUGUGCCUACUUACAGAAUGCAGCGUGUGACUCCCUUGGGCAUUCUGUCACUUGUUCUGAACAUCAUGUGUGGAGCUUUGAAUCUCAUUCGAGGAGUUCACCUAGCAGAGUAUUCAUUUCAGGAGGACCAUGAAGGAAUUGGAAAUGUGAUAGCUUUUUUUCUACCUUUUCUAGCCUGUGUUUUUCAGUGUUACCUGUACCUCUUCUAUAGCUCAGCAAGGAAGAUGAAGACAUUUGUACUCCUUUUCUCUGUUUGUUUAUGCAACAUUUACUUGUAUGGAUUACGGAACCUCUGGCAAAUAGUCUUUCACAUAGGAGUGGCAUCUCUUUCUUCUUAUCAGAUACUGACAAGACAGCUUAUGGAGAAACAGCCUGACUGUGGAGUAUGAAAAAAGCUUUGGGUUUGCUGUUCUAUUUUUACAACUCUUUUUUUUUUUGUUUGUUUGUUUUUAAUUAAACUGGACAAAAAUGCUUGGGGUACUUUUAAAGAUUUGUGACAAUGGUUACUGCAAGGAGGAUAUUUCAAAGCAACUUGAAGUAAAGUAGGCUACUGUAAUCUUGUCAAACACACAGUGAGGAAUGUAGCUGUAUUUAACAUGACAUGUGGUAGUUGUGCACGGUAGAUCUUGUCAGGUGCCAUCAGCUGAUGGAGGUUCUCCUUGCCGUCAGUAGGCUUUCACUCCUUGACUAAUAGCAUCUAAACAGCAUUUUGCCAUUUGUCUUACUGGCUUUUUAAUAGUUUGGCAGGUCUGUGUCUUGCCUUGCCAAUGCUUCUGAAAAUAUUAAACUUGUAUAAUGAAGUGCUGUUAAAGUGGUGGGUAACAUUUUUGUCUAUAGAAUUUGUUAAGCAUUAAGAUACUUGGUAAAUGUAAGUAAAGGAGUAGUUUGCCAUAAUCAGAUGAGUUCAAUAGCAGUGGAAAAAGUUAUUAGAAUGAGCUUGAGGGUAAUUUGUGUAGGUUUUGAAGGAAAGGAAAACACUGUGGGUCUUCUAAAAACCAUAAAGGCUAUAAAUAUCUCCUGGCUAAACAGCACAUUGUAGUUAAGAAUGUGCUCAUUGGUUAAUUGCAGAUAUGCUUGGGGCAGCAUAAAAUAAACCAAAGUGAAUAUAAAUGAUCUUUUCAGCUCAAGCGGUCUUUAUUUCCUUGGUUAAGGUCACUCUUAGUGUUAAGGGUAUUUCCAUGUUUGCUUGGUCUGUACAGAUAAUAAAUCUCCCAAGCAUACUUAUGAUAGGCUGACUCCUUCACCUUUUUAUUUAAAAAAAAAAAAAAAAGUAUAGCUGGUUGGUAGAAAGCCAUUACCAAUAAUGGAAAGCAAGAGCAGGUUCUCUUUGUUAUAUAAAACACCUUUAGUUAAUGGUGUUGAGUUCUUAGACUAUGAUGAAUUUAUGAGUUUGCACUUUUGAAUGCAAGAGCUGAAUAAUAUCUCCUGCACUGGAUAUUCUUGUAUGUGGUAUACUGGGGUUAAUAGGAAAAUUUUAGAACAUACAUGAAUAACACAGGCUCUCUGUUUAAAAAAUUGCAGCUGUCCUUGAAGGGUUGUAAACAUUCAAACUGAGAAGAUGUAGAGAACUCUUUGGUGUCUUACUGAGGCAGUAUGGUCCUAGAUUUCCUUUUAAUUUUUUUUUCUUAAAAUAUUUUCUGGUUGCCCCAUUUCUUCCACCAGAGAUGUCACCAAAGAUUUAUAUUCCUCUUGCAUAGUCUCUACCUCUAGUGGUUGCAAAGUGAUUAACAUGAUGCAAAGUUGUCUUCCUGAGUUUGCAGAAGCAUUUAACAAAAGUACUUUCUUAUAUCUUGGUGAACUUUCCUGCAGUCUCAUGAUGCAAAGAUGAGUAUCAGUGUACUGCUGCACCAGAAAACUGUGGUGCUGUACCUCAGUAUCACUUCUGUAAUGCAGCUGGACUGCAGCAACAAUAUCAAUAGGCAGAUCAUUACAACCUGAAUCGUUUUUAGGACAGCAAAAGAUUUGGUCCCAGAGCUUUUUUCAGUAGUAAAAUGUAGUUCCUUCUUUUCCAUCCCAUAUUACCCCAUUUACUGCAAGAGUAACAUAAUGAAAUCCUGUAAACUGUGAGGAUUUGUCUAGUAGGAAUGAUAGAGGAAUAUUUAAACCAGCCAUUUAACAGAACGACUAGAGCUGUGUGCCAAAAGGGAAUACUUUUCUGUUCUAAGGGAGUGGAUUAAAGUUAUUUGUUACCCUAGUUUUCUGCCAGAGUGUAAAUAGAGAAACAAAGCCAGAAUUCAACCAUUGUCCUUAAAACGCCCAGAUGAUCCUAGAAUUGUGAACGGCUUUCAUGCUAUUCAGUGUCAGUCUUACCUGAUAAGGUACCCUUAGAGACUGCAGGAACAAAGCCACAAGUUUGGAUUACAAGUUUAAAAAAAAAAAUCUGAAAAAAUAAAAGCCCCAGAAAGAUGCUAGUAGUAAUUUUAGCACUGUGUUAAGGGUACUGGAGCUGGUGACUUGUGUUUUCCAGGAGCAUAAGCUGGGUAUCAGCCCACUGGGUUACUGUGGGGAAUCAUCCUGUGGGAAAGGAUGAUGCAUUUUAUACUAUAGAUAGACAGAACUUCAUGAAAAGACCUUAGUGAUAUGACCCAACUCCCUGAUCCUACCUUUUUGGCCUCAGUCUGGCUGAAAUGUCCAGAAGAGCUUUUACUGUUCCUCUGAAGGCUUUGAUAGAGCUCGCCUGCUAUAGCUUAAGGCAGGCAGAGCAUUUUUAACUGGCUGUUGGGACAGCAAACCAUUGUCUGCUUUCUAUUCCUCAUCCUUGUAUUGAGCUGAUUAGAAGAGACUGUAAUGUUCUGAUACCUCCCCAGCAUCUGUUUGCUUUAUCAUAAAUCAAAUACAUCCUCAUGCCAGGUGACGUUAAGAACAGCUCUGCAAUAAGAGUGGUAGAACAAGGUGUUUAGGUAGCUUAUGUAUUUAACAUAGGAUAAAUUCAGUUUUGUUUAAUAUUUUCUUUUUCCUGAAAUUUAUUUAUGAUAAAAUCAGACAAAAGCAGUUGGUUCAGUUCUGUUUUCAUGUAUUUUAUAUUUUUUUCUACUAAAUGAACGAAGCUCUGGUUUGCUGUUUCAUCUUAAUCCCUUUGCAACCUCCUUUUUUGUUUUUGCUUGUUUUCCUGUAUUAUGUGUAAAUCAUGUUAAGGAAUCUAUGUGGAUUAAUACAUGUGCGUUAGUAUCUGUGUGCUUAGUAGGUUUGAGUUGUGGUUCCAGGAUGAGGCAGAGCAUGCACAGUUGGACCAAUUAUUUCUUUUUGUUUGUUUUUAUUUUAAUGUUAGUUCUUAGAAUGGCUCCUACAUCUCUGUGGUAUUUAUGUAGUUAAAUAUUUUCUUAUGGUGAAACAGCAAGAGGAGUAGAAGAGUUUACAUUGGUCUCAGUGCUUUAAGAUUUAAUAAAAAAGAAUGACUUGCAGUUUGAGUUCAUGAAAUCUGACUCGUAACUUGGGAUUAUGCCUGUAUCGAAUCAAAUCCCCAAACAAGAAUCCAUCCUUUUUUGUUCAACUUUAAACUGUUUAAUAUUGUUUGAAUUGCGUCUUCUUAAUUCUGUCACUUUUCAAGAUAAGUCUCUUGGAAACUUCCUCACCCAGCAGCUCAGCACAAGAACACUGGCAAAGAAUAAACUUCAUUAAUUUCAAGAUUUGCAGUGCUUUGGGCACUUUAUCAAGCUGAUAAUUUUCUGUGGAUUUUCCUUUCUUUUUACUUUCUCUCAAAGACCUCUUUAAGUUUGUAGAAGGUGGGCUGGUACCUUUUUAGACAUUUUUGCACUGUAUUAAUAACUGAACCUGUGUAAAUGUGUAUAAAAUAAUUUUGCAUGUAUAUGUAUAUAUGUACAUAUAUCUAAUAAAUGGCUUUUUUGUAA